AUGGGCCGACAAGCUUAUUUGACCCGGCUCGCUUUGGGCCGGUCACCAUACGAAGCUCCCGAUCAUGCGGAGGUUGACCCCUCAAAUCCAGUCCGACGGAUUUCCAACAUUCAUGCAGAUAAUUACAUGCAGCAGUAUGAUAUUCGAGGGCAUCCAGUAAAUCCCGAGUCAAGGAGUCUCGGGAGAGAUCUCCGGAGAGCCAAGAACGACAUACUUUCAACCAUGGGAAUCGUCGUCAGCAGAGAAAACCGAAAGCCCACUAGUCCCGUCGAACAGCAAAAGAUCGAUCAGGUCGAGAAUGAAACUGACUUCGGAUUGGUCAUAACAACUUUCGAUCAAGUGUUCGUCUUUCUAGGUAGCUGGUGGACCUCAUCACUCACUGGCCGAAUACAGACCUACAAGCAUUAUGCGCAUUCUGCCUUACUCGAUGUCAUAAAAUUCGAAAGAGACACUAUGGGAUUUUUCAGGUUCCAUUUCGCAGGUAUCCCUGCCUGGGCAAUGUCAAGUGGAUUGGCUCUAGCUCGUGAAAAUCCCCUGAGGCGUGUUUUUAUUCCUCUCCGAGACUAUGUCCAGUCUUUGACAGGUAACUCACAAGCGGUUCGCCGUAUUUUCGGCUUGGUGUACACAGUGGCGAGACAAUUCGUGCUGAUGUUGUCUGUCGAGUUUUACAUGUAUUCUACACUGCAAUCGCUUGCCCUUGUGUCUCCUGUUUCCAUCCCCGGUAUCCACCUUCUGCUUCCUUUUGGUAGGGAAUCUUUGCUGCAACUACCGCAGCUUCCCACUGAUUUCUCCCCUCACUCACUGGGUACGUGGGCGGUGGGUUUGUUGACCUCACCUGGUGUUUUGGUGUAUCUCUAUGGAUACUACUUGCGGCCAGGGCUUGAAGAGCGAAUUUAUCGAUUGAUUAGACGACAUCUCCCAAAGCCCGCUCUCCCAGAUGAGCUUUCGGUCCGGAUUGCCUACGAAGACAAUCUGAUAGAGUGGGUGGUGCCGACGCUGGGCCGCAGGUCAGACGAAGAAUUGCAUCGUGCCAAACUCACACUGUUGGAAGAUAUCAAGUAUGAACUGGCAGUUUUCCGGAGGUGGGUGUCGUCAAUUUUCGGACUGAGAUCGACUAUAGUGGCGGACGAUCCAGCUCGCCAGCUCACUACAGACGAACGAAUUGAAAAUCUCCGCAAUUCGAUUCGGCAGUUACAAAAUGAACUUGAUGGAGUUCACAUCGACCUUGGUGAACAAGCACCGAGUGAUCCUGUGGCUCGUCCGCCGGGUGUCACUCCCGAAACUCAGCUGGCGGACGAUCAAGCUCCCCGGAUCAUGACGGUUGAAGAACGAAUGCAGCUGCUCCGCCGUUCGACUGAGUGGUUUCCGCCUCCGCCUCCUGAUGGACUUCCCACCGACCUUGGUGAACAAGCACCGAGUGAUCCUGUGGCUCGGUCGCCCAGUGUCACUCCUGAUACCCAGCUUGCCGCCACUGCAGCUCGACCACGACCACGACCACGACCACAGGAUUCAGUCGAAUCCACCCAUUCCCGAGGCAAUUCGGUCUUUGGGUUAAACCAAGUGCUUACAAAUGAGGAUCGCAUGUCUGAGUCCCCUGGGGAAAUGAGCAAUGACUACUUCUCCGGGAUCGCGACUGCUGGGCCAACAAGGAACGGAGAGGCCAUCUCGAACAUGCAUGACCCGCAGCACCCAACAGAUCACUUGCAAAAUGGCGAACCUUUUGCGGUGGAUCGACAGCUUUCGCGAUCUAAUACUUUGUUUUCUCGCUCAUCAUCACCAGAAUCAUCGCCUCCUACUUCCCCCCGUGUCAGAGCGUCCUUGAUCCACCAGAGCUCCGACGUCAUCACGAUGCAGCUCGAGUUGCUGGGCAAUCGCAAUCUCAGCCCGCAACAACAAGCCUCAACCCUUGCCCGGCUCAAUGCGCUGACCGGCAAUAAUGUACCGAACGCAACUCCAGAUCCCACGGAUAGAGGAUCUAUUGCCGAGUCCCUCGAGGCAUUCUUAAUAAGCCAAGCCCAGGCUGAACUUGAGCGGCGGCGGCAGCAGCAGCUACAGCCGACAGCAGGUAUCGAUACCGAUGGCCUCACAAGUACGGCUGCCGGACCAUCUACAAUGUCCUCCCAAGUGGCAGCGCGAUAUCCGGCCCAAGCCACUCAAGACACUGGCCUUCCAACAUUAGCACCUAUCGGGGAGGCACUGCCAUCAUUAGAAUCCAUCGAGGAGGCAUUGCAGUCCCUUAUUCCACCUAACCCCCCAGUCCCGGAGGAAUCAAAUCAUGAGGACCCUCAUGAUGAACCACUCCCGGUCACAAACGCAAACCAAGAUGACCCUGUCGAGUCAGCGCUACCCCCUCUUACCUCUGGAGAAGUGGCGACGCCCUUCCACCGCGUGACCCUUCUUUCGACAUACCCAGUGGACUCUCUCGCGUCCCAUCUCUCCGCCACAAUCACCGGCAUUCUACUUGCUCCUCUUGAAGCACUUUAUCUCCGUUCAUUAACCCGAUCUUGGGUCAUGUCGCAUCCUUCUUGUGUUUCUUCUGCUUCGAACCUUCAUCCAGUGGGUCUUUGGUUUGGUGGGAGGUCUUGGUCAGACAUGGGCGCCUACUCUUACCGACUUGUUCUCAUGAGGGGGAUGCAAGUCGCAGUUAGAGUAGGAGUUUGGUGGUUCCUGGUGGGCUCGACAAUGAGAAUCGGAAGGAAGUUCUGUGGUUGGGGAACCUUGUGA
Messenger RNA from Penicillium bovifimosum, 2724 nucleotides. RefSeq lists its product as uncharacterized. The record is from RefSeq and is a predicted model, not a curated record. NCBI's taxonomy places the organism in Eukaryota, Fungi, Ascomycota, Eurotiomycetes, Eurotiales, Aspergillaceae. The transcript is spliced from 4 exons. Bases 1 to 2724 code for a protein of 907 amino acids.